GUUUAUUUUCAGUCAGUAGCCUUCCAAUGUCCUUGGAAGUCUCUGCUAUUUCCCUUCCUACCAAGAUUUUCUUUUUCAAGAUUUUUUUAAGUAAAAAACUUGGGCUUUCUGAUAUGGUUUCUUAUAUUAUACCAUCUUUGCCUUUUGUUCCAACAAAAACUCCUCAUGUAUUUCAAAGAUUCCUGUUCUGCACUUCUAGCUUUGCCGCUUUAUUUAUAAGUUAUAUGUUUUCUACUUUCUACUGUUGUGUUGUUUGAUAUUUGGCAAUUUUGAAGCUACCCAAUAAAGAUGUAUGUGAAUUCGUUUUUUAUCAUAAUUUUUUUACUCGUUCGAGUUUCUAAAGCAGUGCUUAUUCUCACAUAAUUCUUAAUUCUUGACUACUUGGUCCUGUUUUGAUUUGAUGCUGUUAUGGACUAAUUUCUCUUUAAGGCCGGUACUGAUCACUCCAUUUCAUAGUACUGGAAAGAGAAGCUUAAAAGAUUGGGGGAGAUCAGGUGCGUGGACAGGUAGAAGAAAUCUAGAAGUGAUUGUUUGUAUGGACUGGCACUUGAAAGCACCUUCUUGGGAUUUCACAGAAUUAGAACAAGAAGCCUUUCCCAACACAGAAACAGUAGGUGGUUCAAGUAGUUUUGGAUAUCAAAGGACCAAUGAAGGAGAUUUUUCAGUUGAUUUGAAGCUUGGUCAGUUGGGUAAUUCAGCCCAUGAUCCAGUGAAUAAAUGGAAGGAGCCUGGAGUCUCAAAAAUGUCAUCAUCACCUUCCGGAUCAUCAAAGAGGGCAAGAGCAACUAACAAUGGUAGUAAUCACCCAGUGUCAUGCCUUGUUGAUGGCUGCACUUCUGACCUUAGUAAUUGUAGGGACUACAAUAGACGCCACAAGGUGUGUGAGCUCCAUUCCAAGACUCCCCAAGUAAUCAUUUGUGGCCAGAAGCAAAGGUUCUGCCAGCAGUGCAGCAGGUUCCAUUCACUGGAGGAAUUUGAUGAAGGAAAGAGAAGCUGCAGAAAACGUCUCGAUGGACAUAAUCGGAGGCGAAGAAAGCCUCAACCUGAACCCCUGUCUCGAUCUGGGAACUUCUUGUCCAAUUACCAAGGCACCCAGUUGAUGCCAUUCUCCAGUUCACACGUAUAUCCCGCCACUACCAUGGUGAGCCCUGCCUGGGCUGGAGUUCUCAAUACUGCUGCAGAUGCUAGGCUUCAUAACCAGCAGCAACAGUUACAAUUACUGGAUAAAGAAAAACUAUUUCUUGGAUCCUCCCCUAGUACUAGCAGCACCAAUUAUAUGGGAGGGAAGCAACUCUCGUUCUUGCAGGGUGGCAGCACCAUACUCAACAACCAAUCAUCUCUUGAAGCUCCUGUCUGCCAGCCGCUUCUGAGGAACAUUGCUUUAUCGGAAAAUGGUGGAACUAGGAGCAAAAUGUAUGGUGACAGGCUAACAACUGGAGUCCAUGACUCGGAUUGUGCUCUCUCUCUUCUGUCAUCGCCUCAGUCACAGUCAUCUGGCCUUGCUUUGAGCCACAUGGUGCAUCCCAAUUCAGUCUCCCUGGUGCAGCCCUUAGACUCAAGCUUACAUGGUAACAACUUAGAGCCCAUGGAAGCAGUUCUGAUUUCCAGUGGCAGUGACAGUAACAUCCAUUGCCAGGGAAUGUUUCAUAUGGCGUCUGAGGAAUCACCAGCAAACGAAACCCCUCAAACAUUUCCCUUUCGGUGGGAGUAAAAAAAUGCCACUUGGAAUUUACCUAGCUGCAUUAUGUUUCUGGAUUCUUUUGUUGACGAUGGAUUGGAUUUCUUUCCUUUCAGAGGUAAGAUGUUUGUUUAUUAAAUCUCCUUGAUCAGUGGACUUCAUUAUACUAUCCUCAUGUUUUUUAGACUGACUACUAUGGUUCUGCGCUUGAUUCUGUAAUGGUUGUAAGGAAUAUUCAAGUUUCCUUUCUUUUCUUUUCUUUUCUUUUUUCCAGUGUUUGGUCGCCCAUGACAGAAACAUAUAUAUUCGAUAAAA
Juglans regia (Persian walnut) is the source of this 1993-nucleotide messenger RNA. Its product is annotated as squamosa promoter-binding-like protein 13A. NCBI's taxonomy places the organism in Eukaryota, Viridiplantae, Streptophyta, Magnoliopsida, Fagales, Juglandaceae. The transcript is spliced from 3 exons. Gene Ontology annotation, molecular function: DNA binding. Gene Ontology annotation, cellular component: nucleus. The record is from RefSeq and is a predicted model, not a curated record. Bases 401 to 1711 code for a protein of 436 amino acids.